AUGCUCUUCCUUCUGGACUCCUGGCUCUCAUCCUUCUCCAACUACAGUCUGUGUAUUGCCACUGCUGCAACGCUGCACUACUUCCUGCUGGCUUCUUUCACCUGGAUGGGCCUGGAGGCUGUGCACAUGUACCUUGCACUGGUCAAGGUCUUCAACAUCUAUAUUCCCUCCUACAUCCUCAAGUUAUGUGCUGUAGGAUGGGGUAUUCCUCUGGUCAUAGUCAGCCUGGUGCUGGCCAUAGAUAAAGAUGCUUAUGGCAGUGUGCCUGAAGACGCUGCAGUGAUGCUUCAGUCCAAUGACCAAUUCUGCUGGCUGCAGAAUGAUGUCUUCUUCUACGUGACUGUGGUGGCAUUUGUCCUUCUGAUCCUGUUGUGCAACAUCUCUGUGUUCAUCGUGGUUCUUAUCCAGAUCAGACAUAUGAGGGCCAAUAAGCGGUCAGCAAACAGCGCCAGCUCCUUGCAUGACUUAAGGGCAGUGGCCAGUCUCACCGUCCUCUUAGGCCUGACGUGGUCACUGGGCUUUUUUUCUUUUGGCCCAGGCAAAGUGGUCCUGAUGUACCUGUUCUCCAUUUUUAACAGCUUGCAGGGGUUCUUUGUCUUCUUGUUCCACUGUUUGAUGAAGGAAAAUGUGAGGAAACAGUGGAGAAUCCACUUGUGCUGUGGACGUUUCAAACUCAGUGAUUACUCAGACUGCAGCCGCUCUGUGACAGUGGGUGGUCACUGCAUAAAGAACCAUCUUGUUAACUCUGACUCAGUUGCCUCUGACAACACCUCCACCAUCAGGAAGAUCUCUGACUCCUCUACGGGAUCAGCACCGAACCACCACCAGGGGGCGUGAGCGGGCCUCUGUAUGUGCCAUUCUGUACAGCGCUCCGUUUCAAGGCCCAUUGAGCAAUCACAAACAGUGACAGCCAAAAAUAGAACAGCUACAUGUCUGUGAUGGGCAGAGAAAGAUAAAAAAAAAAGGGUAAAAAAAAACUUGUUCAGUGAGAUACAAUAGGUCCGUGGACACUCCUGCACCUUAACCAGCUAUGAAAAUAAUGAUAAUACUGUGCCAACUGUCAUUUCUAAGUAAAGUAAAUUUCAUGGAAGCAACUUAUAUUUAAUGUAGCAUACACUUCACCUUCAAGGUUUACAAAUGCUUCCACUGUACAAUUGAAUGGCAAAACAACACAAAUAAAUACUAUGUGUUCGUAAAACCUUUAAUAGUAAAGUAAAUGUUGCACAGGAAGCCGUUAUGAGGAUAUUCCAUUUAAAUGUA
Messenger RNA from Perca flavescens (yellow perch), 1260 nucleotides. RefSeq names its product adhesion G protein-coupled receptor G4a (gene adgrg4a). Gene Ontology annotation, biological process: cell surface receptor signaling pathway; adenylate cyclase-activating G protein-coupled receptor signaling pathway. Lineage: Eukaryota; Metazoa; Chordata; Actinopteri; Perciformes; Percidae. The transcript has 5 exons. The coding region runs from base 1 to 837 and encodes 278 amino acids. Gene Ontology annotation, cellular component: plasma membrane. Gene Ontology annotation, molecular function: G protein-coupled receptor activity. The record is from RefSeq and is a predicted model, not a curated record.